AUGUAUGAGAUCAAGGUCUACCGGCAGUGGAAGAUUAGCAAGCUAUUUCGAACCACGAGCGAAUCACGCCGUGUAGCACUGAGCUUCUACCGGGUCCAACUCCCCUGUUGGUACAGUUGGGGCAAAUACUGGACCACAUCCAAGAAAACCACACUCUACAUUUGUCCCGAAUUAGAUACACUAGAGUUCGAUAACACGCAUCACUUUGAGUGCUUUGCCAAUGACGUAUGGACCCACGACCGUCUUCGCGUUGGUGUCGUCAACCUUGCUAUGCCUUCCUGUGAUCUCUUCCUUCACAAGACCUGGCGACUCGGUGGGAAGAACAAGGCCCUGUUCAAGGAGACUUUAUUAAGAAUUGAGCGCUUUAUUGUGAUGGAAAGGGGAUCGCGGAUGGGGUGGCUCAACCGCGAUAAGACUUCAUCGAUAAGAAGUCCAUCCUACCACGGCUGUCCUGUCUAUGGCAAUACAUUCGGUUUCGAACGACUUCCGUGCGAUCCCCGACUAGGCGAUGAGCAUCUGAAGCGAAUAUUCACGGGACCAUAUGAUCCAAGAAUGCAUUUCCACGAAUGGUUCAGGACACUCAAAGCCCUGGGUAUCAAGCAUAACCACAAGGUGGCCUAUCAGUUUGGUAUGUGCAUCGAAACAGAUUCACGUCACGAUGUCCACCAAGGUCUAUAUACGAAUGAUCGAGAUGCCGCUGCUGAAUGGGUCCGCGAGAAUGAACAGAGAUUCCAGUCAAUGAUGCGGGAGAAAUUCACGAGAGAAGGCAUGGAGUAUCCUCCCCUUGAGGAUCAAGGCCUUGAACAAGCGCCUCAGCAAGCAAUCGGUUUCUGGCUAUUUUCACUGGAAAGCAUCGCUCCAUUGCCCAAGAUCGGCACAUCGUUCAAGAGAUACAGCCAAUGGAGUACCAAGUGCAAACGACACUUUGAUUACAGCAGGUUUCUAGACAUGACACAACAUAAACCGGAGCUGUGUCUGUCGUUCAUGCACUGA
This is a messenger RNA of Fusarium coffeatum, 993 nucleotides long. RefSeq lists its product as uncharacterized. Lineage: Eukaryota; Fungi; Ascomycota; Sordariomycetes; Hypocreales; Nectriaceae. Bases 1 to 993 code for a protein of 330 amino acids. The record is from RefSeq and is a predicted model, not a curated record. The transcript has a single exon.